AUGCUGAAGUUCAAAAUAACUUGUCUGUUCCUCGUGGCAAUUGUGGCCAUCUUUGGAGUUUCAGCUGAGGAGUCUGCUGAUGGACCCGAAGAUGCACGUGUUCAUAGACACACAAGAGAAGCUUCAGCACAAGACUCUGCGGAUGGACCCGAAGAUGCAGGUAACUCUAGAGGUCGUGUCAAAGAUCCUGAAGAGUCCGAUUCCGAGACCCGUAUCAUCGGAGGUGAGAAGGCGGCAGACGGUGAAUUCCCCCACCAGGUAUCGCUGAGAAUAAAGAACCGAAAUAACGUCUGGCAACAUUUCUGUGGAGGCACUAUUAUAGCGGAGAGAUGGGUUCUGACAGCAGCACAUUGUACAGAACCUUAUAAACAGUAUAUUGAUAGAAUGAGAGCAGUAGUGGGCACAAAUAAGUUAGACAGUGGUGGUGACCAAUAUGAACUGGAAAAGAUCAUCGAACACGAGGAAUACAAUAAGUCAUCCCUCAUAUUUGAUAUCGGAGUUAUAAAGGUUAAGAAGGAUAUUCAGUUUGACGAGAAAGUCAAAAAAAUUUCUCUGCCAAGCUCAAACACACCGGCUGGCGUUGAGGCCUGA
Leptosia nina is the source of this 591-nucleotide messenger RNA. NCBI's taxonomy places the organism in Eukaryota, Metazoa, Arthropoda, Insecta, Lepidoptera, Pieridae. The record is from the annotation of a GenBank genome assembly.